Notolabrus celidotus (New Zealand spotty) is the source of this 1240-nucleotide messenger RNA. Its product is annotated as gamma-crystallin M1-like. Gene Ontology annotation, molecular function: structural constituent of eye lens. The record is from RefSeq and is a predicted model, not a curated record. The transcript is spliced from 3 exons. Bases 605 to 1195 code for a protein of 196 amino acids. Gene Ontology annotation, biological process: lens development in camera-type eye; visual perception. NCBI's taxonomy places the organism in Eukaryota, Metazoa, Chordata, Actinopteri, Labriformes, Labridae.
CAAAUGAGUCUGUGGGGUUUACAUGAAUUCAUCUACAAACAUUGAUUUCUGUUUUUAUUGAGUGAACAGGAGUGUCUCUUCAACUCCUAUAAGUGAUCAGUUGAGUAGCUUCCCCUGGAUGAAUGUAGCUCAGUGUUCUGUCGUGUUUGGCGUCCCCUCAAACGUACAGAUUGUCUCUUAAAAUCACGCCUGGCGUUCUGAAACAUUUCCUCAUUUCAGAAACUGAAGUAUUUUCCACGCAGACGGAGAUGUUGUGGAAACUCAAAGAGCAAAGUCCCAGUUAGAUUUUCUUUAUCCCGAGCGAGCGUUUGAACACGUUCUGGGUUUCACACGGCCGGGGGAGUGUGGCCUGAUGUCAGGCUCUCUGGAUCGGUCCUGAUCAGACCAUAUGCGGAGAACCUUCUGACUGAGAAUGGAUCCCACACAAAGCUUAUGCUUUCAAUACACAAUGCAGAUGACCGCUGCCAGAAAUGUAUGGAUGGAGAUCCAUUGUUUAUCAUAGGCCCCGUUCAGCAAAAGUCAUCCUGCUAAUUCAUCAGCUUUGCACAUUUGAAUAACAACACGUCGUGGCCCCUGGGGUCGGGUAUAAAUAGGCUCAUGAAUCAUGGAGUUAGCAGAGCGAGUUUUACCAUCCACUGGGAACUACCAAACUAACAUCAUGGGCAAGAUCAUCUUCUACGAGGACAGGAAUUUCCAGGGUCGCUCCUAUGAGUGCAUGAGCGACUGCUCUGAGCUGUCCUCCUACCUGAGCAGGUCUCAGUCCUGCAGGGUGGAGAGUGGCUGCUUCAUGGCCUAUGAGCGCCCCAACUUCAUGGGCAUGCAGUUCUUCCUGAAGAGGGGAGAGUACUCUGACAUGCAGCGCCUGAUGAGCAUGGGCAUGACCUUCGAGACCAUCAGGUCCUGCAGGAUGAUCCCCUUCCACCGGGGUCAGUUCAGGAUGAGGAUCUACGAGAGGGAGAACUUCGGCGGUCAGAUGAACGAGCUGAUGGACGACUGCGACAACAUCAUGGAGCGUUACCGCAUGUCUGAGUGCCAGUCCUGCAACGUGAUGGACGGACACUGGCUGAUGUACGAGCAGCCCCACUUCAGAGGCAGGAUGAUGUACCUGAGGCCUGGCGAGUACAGGAACUUCAUGAACCUGGGCAUGAGCGGCAUGAGGAUCCAGAGCAUGAAGCGUAUCAUCGACAUGUGCUAGAUUCUCCCUUUGACAUAAGAAAAUAAAAAGAUGUUUCAUUCAUAA